This is a messenger RNA of Anoplopoma fimbria (sablefish), 1998 nucleotides long. It is a transcript of the gene snip1, whose product is annotated as Smad nuclear interacting protein. The record is from RefSeq and is a predicted model, not a curated record. Lineage: Eukaryota; Metazoa; Chordata; Actinopteri; Perciformes; Anoplopomatidae. Gene Ontology annotation, biological process: miRNA processing. Gene Ontology annotation, molecular function: mRNA binding; protein binding. Bases 205 to 1314 code for a protein of 369 amino acids. Gene Ontology annotation, cellular component: nucleus. The transcript is spliced from 5 exons.
GAACCAAAGUGAAACUAUCGUUGUUUCCCCCCGUUGACAAAUUCUCAGCGGACCCCAGGAAGCGGAAGUGUGUGAUUUUUUUGAGCACAACAGUCGGAAGUUUGUAAUCGCGAGUUAGCGUUUGUUUGUUUUUUUAUCCACGCGUUGGGUUAGACGGUGAUGUGUGUUUAGUACAGGUGGGAUUUGGUAUACACACGAACGAGAAUGACCAAAGAAAAGCGACACCGGAGAAGGGACUCAUCGGAGCGGGAGCCGAAAGUUAAGAUAAAGCAGGAGCAAGUGAGCCCCGUUAGGCCACAGAGAUCACGCCGCUCGAGGUCGAGAUCCAGCGGCAACUCGAGUCCACAGAAGAGAAGAGCGAGCAGGUCACCCGCCCGGACGAGGGAUCGAUCCCCGGCUAGAAGAGAGACGUCUCCUGUCAGACGAAGCAGAUCUCCUCCCAGACGAGCCAGCAGAUCUCCUCCCAGGAACAGAAGAAGUCGCUCUCCCCCACAUCGUGGUGCCGAAGUCCCAAUAAAGAGGGAGCGGGAGGAGCCUCGGUCUAGUGGCGAUGAGCGGCGGAGAAGAAACGAUCAGCCGGAGGAGAGGCGGAGCCGGUGGGAAUCGGACAGGCCGCGGGAGAGAGAAGGUGGCAGAGACAGGCCGAGAGAGCGCGGCGCAUUUGCUUCUCAACAAGCUGAGAGACAGCAGCACAACGAGCGGCGCAGAGAAAACCGCCAGCAGCGCGAAGAAACCCAAGAACCGGAUUUGGGAGAGUCUGAAGGAGGGAGCGAACCACCUGUCGAUAAAGAGAAGCCCAACUUUGGACUGUCGGGGGCUCUGACAGAAGACACAAACACAUUCCGGGGGGUGGUGAUCAAGUACAACGAGCCACCUGAGGCGCGCAUUCCCAAGCGCAGAUGGCGGCUCUACCCUUUCAAGAAUGAUGAGCCCCUUCCAGUCAUGUACAUUCACAGACAGAGUGCCUAUUUGUUGGGGCGUCAGCGAAAGAUUGCCGAUAUCCCCAUCGACCACCCAUCCUGCUCGAAGCAACACGCAGUGUUCCAGUAUCGACUGAUGGCGUUUACACGCGCAGACGGCACCGGCGGCCGCAGGGUGAGGCCUUACAUCAUCGACCUGGGUUCCGGCAACGGCACCUACCUGAACAAUCAGCGCAUCGAAGCCCAGCGCUACUACGAGCUCAAAGAAAAAGAUGUCAUCAAGUUUGGCUUCAGCAGCCGCGAGUACGUCCUCCUGCAUGAGUUUUCAGAUACGACCGAGGUGGACACCAAGGGGGAAGAGGAAGAGGAAGACGACGAGGGUCUCGAUGAGUAAAUUGUUUCCGCGGACUACAUUUCCCAAGUUCCUUCAGAUAAAUAUAUCAUCACCUUCAAUGUUAAACAAAUGGCUAUUUCGGCAGGGAAUGGAACACUGAAUGGAACUGGUAAAUGUGGGUCGUUGUUACAGUGAUGGAACAAGGCUGGCUUGUAUAUUCUGUAAUUACUGAACUAUUGCUUAAACCUGCCACAACUGUCUCAAAGGGGACUUCCUAUUCUCAGGUUGAUUGUGUAAAGUCUGUUUGACACACAACUAAUCUCACAUCUGACAGUGCUCACAAUACAAUGUGCUCGGUGCCAGGUAAUGAAAUCUUGCUAAAUACAAUAGUUAAUUAUAUAUAUUUUUGGAUCACAGCAAUCAGUACAAAGAUUAGCAUAAGACUUAUCUCUCGUCUAUGUCCCAGCUGUAUAUGUUAACGUACGAUACGUGGAAUGUGAAUCGCAUAUUGUCAGAGUCAAAGAUUACAGACAUGCAACUUGUAAUGAUAUUGCCUUUUUUUUUUUUUUUCUGUUGCUUUUGUAGCGCAGGGGAAAACAGUCGGUUGCUGUUAUGUGUUUACUUGCGCCAACGCUGGGUGUAUUUACAGACUUCCCCUUUUUAUUUCUGUCUAUUCUGACGCCGACAGCAUUCAUAGUCAAUUUUCAUUCAUGUACUGUAAAUAAAGACAGUGAAAAUUUGGAA